This is a messenger RNA of Capronia epimyces CBS 606.96, 1428 nucleotides long. RefSeq lists its product as uncharacterized. Gene Ontology annotation, cellular component: membrane. The transcript is spliced from 3 exons. Lineage: Eukaryota; Fungi; Ascomycota; Eurotiomycetes; Chaetothyriales; Herpotrichiellaceae. The coding region runs from base 1 to 1428 and encodes 475 amino acids. The record is from RefSeq and is a predicted model, not a curated record. Gene Ontology annotation, molecular function: transmembrane transporter activity. Gene Ontology annotation, biological process: transmembrane transport.
AUGGGCGCGGAGAAAAGCCUGGAUCACGGCUUCACUGCCGUCGAGGCCGUGUCCCCCAGCCUUGACAGCAACGGGGAUGGGGCCCCAGCCAUCGACAGGGAACUCGAGAAGAAGGCGAUGCGCAAGAUCGACUUCUGGCUCGUGGGCUUCUACUCGGUGGUCUACAUCUUCCGGGUCAUCGACUCGUCCAACUACUCGAAUGCUGCCAUCAUCAAUCUGGAGAACGGGACGGGCAUCAAGAAAGAGCUGCAUUUCAACCCGUCACAAUGGGCAUGGACACUGUCCAUUUUCUCCUACAGCUACCUGAUCUUCGAGCCGAGCAACACUGUUCUGCUCAAGUAUUUCCGCCCGUCCCGAUGGAUGUUUGUGCUCAUCCUCGUCUGGGGCAUCUGCGCCUGUUCGUCGGCCGCCACCCAGAGCUUCCAGGGCAUGAUGUGUGUCCGCUUUGCCAUCGGUAUGGCCGAGGCCGGCUUCUACCCCGCCGUCCUGUAUCACAUGGCUUUCUUCUAUCGCCCGACCGAGAUGCCUUGGCGCAUUGCGCUGUUCUACUCCGUUGGUCAGAUCUCCAGUGCCCUGAGCGGCCUGUUAGCCUUUGCCGUCAGCUUCAUGGAUGGACUCGGCGGCCUGGCCGGAUGGCGCUGGCUUUUCCUGCUGGAAGGCUUGCCCGCCAUCAUCUUGGCCUUUGUUGCACUAUUCGGCCUGCCCGACUAUCCUCACACGGCUAAGAUGCUCAGCUCCGAAGAACGCGAGCUCGUCGCCCGCCGAUUGUCGUCGACCGCGCCAUCGGGAGAAAAGGGUCGCUGGGACUGGACGAGCUUGAAAAAGCUCUUCGUAGAUCCUACUGUCUACACCUUCUGCAUCUACUGGGUCGCCCAUGGUAUCGGCGGCUUCGGCGUCGGCUAUGCCCUGCCCACCGUCAUCUAUCAGCUGGGGUUCACCACCACCGCCAAAUCUCAGUUGAUGAACAUCCCACCCUACGUGACAUGUUUCUUCCUGCUUAACGCACUGGGCUACAUGAUCCACAAGAAAUGGAUCCGACCGUGGACGACGGCCGUCGCAAUCGAGGGCACCACCAUUGUGUGCUAUAUCAUCCUGAUCACCGUGCACAGUGCGGUGGUCAAAUACCUGGCUCUGAUCGUGGCCGUGUCGUGCGCCGGCUCAGCCUAUCCUGUCAUCUGGCCUGAACGCAUCCGAGCGCUCCAAGGCACGGUGGCGGCCGGCAUUGGAAUUGGGCUCACCAACGCCAUGGCACAGUUUGGCGGCAUUGUCGGCCCACACGUCUACAGCACCAUCUACGGCCCGACCUACCGCGUCUCGUACAUCAUCUGCCUAUGUCACCUUGUUGUCUCCAUCUCCGCUGUGCUGGCGUCGUGGUUCUUCGUCCGGCGAAAGGACCGGCAAAGAAAAGCACUCGAUGCUUUGGAGUGA